UGACACGGUUUCCCCCACAGGCUCGGGACCUCGUGGCUUCACCAGACUUUGCAAAGGAAGGGAGCUGGGGGCUUCCCGAGAGCGCGCUGGUGUGGAGGAACUUCGCUGGAAGCAGCAGACCGGGGUUCACAAAGAGGGCCCUGGAGCUCCAGUCGCUCGGAACUGCUCGGCCCUAAGGCGGGGAGCGCAGGAGCCGGAGCCAGCCGGGAGCUUUGUGGUUCGAUUCCUUGUGCAGGCGCCCUGACUGCGGCCCUCGGCACCAUGGAUCUGCAUCUCUUUGACUACUCGGAACCUGGGAACUUCUCCGACAUGGGCUGGCCGUGCAACAGCAGCGACUGCAUCAUGGUCGACACGAUGACGUGCCCCAGCAUGGCCAACAAAAGCGUCCUGCUCUACACGCUGUCCUUCAUCUACAUCUUCAUCUUCGUCAUCGGCAUGAUCGCCAACUCCGUGGUGGUCUGGGUGAACAUCCAGGCCAAGACCACCGGCUACGACACGCACUGCUACAUCUUAAACCUGGCCAUCGCCGACCUGUGGGUGGUGGUCACCAUCCCGGUCUGGGUGGUCAGCCUUGUGCAGCAUAACCAGUGGCCCAUGGGCGAGCUCACGUGCAAGGUCACCCACCUCAUCUUCUCCAUCAACCUCUUUGGCAGCAUCUUCUUCCUCACGUGCAUGAGCGUGGACCGCUACCUGUCCAUCACCUACUUCACCAACACCUCGAGCCACAGGAAGAAGAUGGUGCGCCGCAGUGUCUGUGUCCUGGUGUGGCUGCUGGCCUUCUGCGUGUCCCUGCCCGACACCUACUACCUGAAGACCGUCACGUCCGCGUCCAACAACGAGACCUACUGCCGGUCCUUCUACCCCGAGCACAGCGCCAAGGAGUGGCUGAUCGGCAUGGAGCUGGUGUCCGUGGUCCUGGGCUUCGUCAUCCCGUUCUGCGUCAUCGCCGUCUUCUACUUCCUGCUGGCCCGCGCCAUUGCGGCGUCGGGCGACCAGGAGAAGCACAGCAGCCGGAAGAUCAUCUUCUCCUACGUGGUGGUCUUCCUGGUGUGCUGGCUGCCCUACCACGUGGCGGUGCUGCUGGACGUGGUCUCCGUCCUGCACUACAUCCCCUUCACCUGCCAGCUGGAGGGCUUCCUCUUCACGGCCCUGCACGUCACGCAGUGCCUGUCCCUGGUGCACUGCUGUGUCAACCCGGUGCUCUACAGCUUCAUCAACCGCAACUACCGGUACGAGCUCAUGAAAGCCUUCAUCUUCAAGUACUCGGCCAAGACGGGCCUCACCAAGCUCAUCGACGCCUCCCGGGUGUCCGAGGCUGAGUACUCUGCUCUGGAGCAGAGCACCAAGUGAGGCCGGGUCUGGGGAUGCGCAGGCUUGCUUUGGGCCGGGCUCCCGGCCACCUUGUUUCCGGGAGCAAAGAGAAGGGCCUCGGGGCUUGAUACCUGAGCGGCCCGAAGGCGGGAAGGGGUGUCACCGUGCUUCCUCCCCGUCUGUCUUUCAUGCCAGCCCGGCUGUGGCGUGGCCGCAACGCUGACUGUGUCACGCUGGGCGGGGCCGUGGGCCGGUGCCACUUGUCAAAGCCGGCCGCCCCGCGGCUUACCUGGACCUCUGUACUAUAGCACUCUGUUUCCUGCAGGUUUUCUAUGGCGGCUUGUAUUUAAAUGCUAAGACUUUAUUUUCUCACUUUUGGCGCUCCAAAUGUAUUUGAAAGUUUAAAUAUAUUUUAAAAGUUGUACGGGAACUGUAAUGCUGACAUGUACUCCGUGUUGUAGUUUUAAGGUUAGGUUGACCUCGAUUUGGACUAAAGGUGAUGCUUGUUGGCUGUUGCGAGGUGACAUGUACACCUAAAUAUAUACAUAUACCCCGGCCUCGGCGGAAAUGUCUUAUAUACGGCACUUCCACGUCUGCUUUGCACCGGAGACGAGCGCUGCCCUGCCGCGGUUUCCCAGUUGACAGUGCCUGCAGGCGCAGCGAAAGAACGAACACACGGAAGCCAGCCUGGCCCAGGCGCCCUGUCGAAGUCGCGUGCGGUCGUGCGCCUGAGAGUUCUCUCCAUCUGUAACUUAUUUUUUUUAAAAUAAAGGUUGGUUUUUUCC
Artibeus jamaicensis (Jamaican fruit-eating bat) is the source of this 2096-nucleotide messenger RNA. It is a transcript of the gene ACKR3, whose product is annotated as atypical chemokine receptor 3. The transcript is spliced from 3 exons. The coding region runs from base 262 to 1350 and encodes 362 amino acids. Gene Ontology annotation, cellular component: membrane. The record is from RefSeq and is a predicted model, not a curated record. NCBI's taxonomy places the organism in Eukaryota, Metazoa, Chordata, Mammalia, Chiroptera, Phyllostomidae. Gene Ontology annotation, biological process: G protein-coupled receptor signaling pathway; chemotaxis; angiogenesis. Gene Ontology annotation, molecular function: coreceptor activity; G protein-coupled receptor activity; chemokine binding.